GCGGGGGCUGCAGGCGCCGCGCUCCCGGAUCCCUGGCAGGGCAGCGCGCCCGCGCUAGGGGCUCCUCCGCGCGCCCGGGGCUGGCCGAGCCCGCAGCGGAGCGAGGCAGAAGCGGGCAGCUGGUUGGGAUUUUCACUCUAGGAGGUUGCAGAGGGCAGAUCGGAUCAGCCCCCCCCCCGGGGCAGGGCCCUGGCGGGGGCAGAGAUGUGACCGAGUGAGCCUCAAGAUGGAAGGGCAGCCUGCCAGCGGGAGCUGGGGCCCUCUCACAGUCCCUUGGAAGGGGGGGAAGACGAGGAGGAGAGACCCCCCAGGCUGGCCAGGCUCUCGGCUUUCCUCAGAUGAAAGGUCUCACCCAGCUAUUCAGGCGAGGCCCGGAGAGGAGAGUGAUGAAGGCGCAAACGGACUCGGUGUAGUUGGGAGGCUGAGCGCUAAAGAGGAUGAAUCGUGCUCGGUGCUCGAGUUAUGCUGAUGAAGGCUCCGCACUAAGGCUGGCAGAGAGACAUGAGUAACAACACGGGCCAGCGCACUGCAAUCUUCGUGGUUCUCUUUGCUUUGAUCAUGCUGCUGAUCAUCUACAGCUCGAACAGUGGGAACGAAGUUUUUCACUACACUGCCCUGCGAGGGAAAUCCCACCGUCCCCCCAACCUCAAGAAAUGGGGGGUGAAAAGUGGAUACCUCCCCGUCUACGGAAACAAGUCCCUGAAUUCCCAUUGCCACCAGUGUGUGAUCAUCACCAGCUCCAGCCACCUGCUGGGGAGCAAACUGGGCUCGGAGAUCGACCAAUCGGAGUGCGUCCUCCGCAUGAACGACGCCCCCACCACCGGCUAUGAGGCAGACGUGGGCAACAAGACCACGGUCCGGGUGGUGGCUCACUCCAGCGUCUACAGGGUGCUGAAGAAGCCGCAGGAGUUCGUCAACAAGACCCCGGAGACCAUCCUCAUCUUCUGGGGGCCGCCCAGCAAGAUGCAGAAGAGCUUGCUCAAGAUCCUCCAGCACGUCAGCAUGUCCUUCCCCAACAUGUCGGCCUACGUGGUCUCCCCCGGGCGCAUGAAGCAGUUCGACGACUUGUUCCGGGGAGAGACCGGGAAGGACAGGGAGAAGUCCCGGUCUUGGCUGAGCACAGGCUGGUUCACCAUGGUGAUCGCCGUGGAGUUGUGUGACAAGGUGCAUGUUUACGGGAUGGUCCCUCCUAACUACUGCAGCAGGAGACCUCAGCCUGGCAAGAUGGCAUAUCACUACUACGAGCCCAAGGGACCGGACGAGUGCACCACCUACAUACACAAUGAGCGCAGCCACAAGGGCAACCACCACCGCUUCAUCACGGAGAAACGGGUCUUUGCCAGCUGGGCCAGCCUCUACAACAUCACCUUCUCCCACCCGGCCUGGGACUAGGGGCUCCCUGAGGAGACAUGGAGCCAUUCGAGUGCCCGACCCAGCAGUUGGUGCCAGUAGUGGGAUAACUCCACCUGGAAGGGAAAACAUCUCUUGGAUUAACCCUGUGAGCCAUGCUGGGCUCUGAGGGAGGAGGCCCCGCACCACAGGCUGCCCCGGUUCACUGUCCAGGGCCAGAAGGACUGGGUGAGGGGAGGAAGGGAUUGGGAUGGUGCCAGUGACCUGACUUGCAGUCCCAAGGCCCAGGGAGGGCUGCUACGCACCGGGCACUGCUGGAUUCAUGGUGUCCCCUUCCCCCGCACAGGCCACACACAUAGUGCACUUCGCUGGCUCCCUGCUUUGAGGUCACCUCCUCACUGCCCCGCCGGCGAUCAGCUCAGAGGCCCGAGAGUGAGUGGGAACAAUCCCUGGCUGCCCAGAUGGAACAGCUGACCCCUUCUUAGUGCUCUGGGCGGCGGCUCUGGUCUCGCCUCUCUUGGCUUCUGGAGAAUGUAUUUCCGAGGUGGGAGGACUGUAACCCUCUCAGCUCUGCUAGGCUCAGUUCGAUACUGAGGCUGUAUUGACUGUACAGUGCAACCCUGCCCCAGGCAGCCUCUGCCUUGGAAAACUGCCGCCUGCGUCUCCAGGUUUCCAGUGAGGCCUAUAAGAGACCAGCCUCAGGGGCGUAGACUUCUCAGGUGGGUCUGAGGCAGGGCUCGGGAGGGGGCAUGAGACACAUUUAAACAGGCUGUCCAAGCACUGACCCCCAUACGUGACAAUGACAGAGCCCGCGCUCCCCUGAGAGCUCUCUGCCCUCCUGCCUGGGGCUGAGCCCUUGUGUGGCUGCUUAAGACAGGGAUGCCCUGUGGAGUGUGGGAGGGGUGUUGUGUUGGGGAGUGUCAUGGUCACUGGGAGGGGUGUUGGGGGGGGAGGGGCGGUGUCAUGGUCACUGGGAGGCAUUGAGGGUGAUGUGUGUGUGUUACAGUUGCGAGGCCCUGAGGGGUGUGUGUGUUAGGCACUGGGAGGUAUUGAGGGGUGUGUAUGUCACAGGUGCUGGGAGGUAUGGAGGUUGUCACAGUCGCUGCGAGGCACUGAGGUGUGUGUGUGACAAUCAUUAGGAGGUGUGCUAGGAGACAAGGGGGUAUCAGUCUCAAAAGGGCACCGACGCCUACAGGACUUUGUUUUUUCCCAGCUGUAGAGGGCACUGGGCAGGGGGUGGGGAGGUCCCUCUGCUCCGCCUCUUGUUUUGGCAUCACCAGCUGCCCUGGACAUGGCUUCUUCCUGGCAUCACCAGCUGCCCAGUCUGAGAGCCGCAUGCCAGGGCGUUUGCUGUCCUAGCUCCCCUUCCGCUGGCUGGCAGCUGGUCACUGCCCUCCUUUAACCCCACUUGUGAAAUCACGAUUUGGUGUCACAUGGCCACGCUGGCUACCCCCACUGGGCUGGGAGGCCUGGGGUUGGGGUUUAUUUAAGACUCCCCACUUCCCACACACGCACCCCAAGCUCUGUCCACAUGGGCUGCAAUGCCUCCUCCACGCCUAGACAGGACACAGCAGUGACCACCCCCAGCUGCAUGGCUGCACCUCCUGCUUUCGUGUCCUUGCUGCUGUCCUGCAGAGACCUUGCAGCUGCUGGUGCACUCGCUGCCUGGCCUGUCUCAGCGUGUGGCAAUGGCGCUCCCUGCUGGUGUCCAAGGGGCAGUGCCAUUUGCUAGGCUCACUCUGCAUGGCUUCUCCAUAUCAUUUUCAGGGCAGUGCCUCUUGAAUGUGCUUUCCUGCUGCUGCUUCUGGUACCAUUGGCACCCCCCCCCCCCCACACACACACCUCUUGAGUCUCUCCACUUGCCAGUGAAACGUCUGCACAGGGAGAGCAAGUGGCCAUGUGGUAAGAGAGAGGGCAGCAAUACUGUGGAAGUGGAAAUUAUACCCUCAGCAUCUCAAACCAGGGGCGGUGGAAUUGACUUACAAGGAGCUGUGCACUUUUCAGCUGCCUCCCAUGUUCUGUCUGUCUGAUCGCUGUUCUGCCUGGCUGCCUCUGAUCCCUGCCACUGCCAGGAUACUGAGAGCUCCUUAAAUCAAGGCCCUGAGACUCGAUAGCAAGCACUGAUCAUGACUGCAUGGCAGGGGUCUCCACUCCGUGCUUGCUGAACACGGCUUCUUCUGGGUACGUGCACAGCUGAGGGGACCGUGUGUGGGUGUCAGACAUGGCUCUGUUCUUAGUGUAGAUGCAGCCUUAGGCUUGAUCCCUGUUCGCUCAGGGUAGAGUAGGUGUGAAAUGCUCCUGUUAUGGUUUGGAGUUACUCUGUUCUGGGGGGAAUCAUAGGACUGAAAGGGACCUCGAGAGGUCAACUGGUCCAGUCCCCUGCACUCAAGGCAGGACUAAAUAUUAUUUAGACCAUCCCUGACAGGUGUUUGUCCAACCUGCUCUUAAAUGACAAGGUGUAGGCAAUGCAGAAUCAUGGAUUUAGAUUAAUAGAUUUGGGCCCCUUGUGUUUACUCCCACGCUCUCCCUCUGUCCUGCUCUCAUAUCCCCAGCCCACCUCUGCCGUUUCUCAUGGUCAUUUUCCCUCUCUGCCUUCCCCAGCAAGUCAGGGACUGCAUGAAAAAUGCACUUCAGUUUGGGGCCAUCAGCUGCUUUCUAGUCACGCACCAGGUUGGAUUUUGCCCUUCCCUAGUCCUCAACAAUAGCUGCUGAAAAUCUCCAAGUUACCAAAAAAAAUUAAAAACAUACUGCGGUCUUUUAUAGUAACAGCCCAAAACACGGUGGGCCAGAUCCUCACUCAAGCAAAACUCCCCUCUGCAACCAGUGGGACUUUUGUCUGGGGCAGGGCUGCAGGACUGGGCCCUGGAGUAACCUGACUGUGAACUGGUUACAGCGCAGGGCCCUGACUCUGAUCCCAUGUCCACCAGUGUGAAUCGGCAGCCAGCCUGCUCAGGCUGAACCAGAGUAAAUGAGGUCAGAAUACAGCAGCGUUUUCUUUCAAAGCCAGGGAGUGACUGGUAGACGUGCUGGAGGAAAGACCAUCAGCGGUGUGCUCCACCUCUGGGGGUUGAAUGGGGGCACACCUCCCUGCAGCAGAGAGAUUCUCCACGCAGCCCUGGAGUGGAAUUGUAGCGUGUCUGUGUGAGCUGGGAGCAGAUCACCCCCCCCCUUACUCUGACACCCACAGGUGGGAAUGAUUCUUGUGCAGUUGUCUUGAUCAUGGCUGAUAUCGGGGAGCACAUGCAGGAGUGGGAUGGCAAGGAGGUGGGAAGGGGACCUUGAAACUUACAAAUGUCCCUUGGUGGAGGAAAUGCCUUUUCCCCCCCACCCCGCAGAAGAUCAGCCAAAUCUAUAUCCACUGACAUGAACAAACUUUGCUCUUGGUUUCUACAGUCAAUGGAGAUGCUCUGGAUUUACACCCGUGUGACUGAGCAUCAUGUGACCCCUGAUAUUCAGGACACAGGAAGCAAACUAUGCCCAGCGAUGUGUCACCAGCUGGGACCUCGCUGGGCACCAUGGUGCCUAUUCUAAACAUCACUGCCACCCUAGACGAUGUAGCUUUGGAAAAGACUCCACAGGCAGUGGAGAAGUCCUGGCUACCCUUCCGCAUGAAGGCUAUGGAGCUGCUACUUCCCCACCAUAGCCAGGACCUUCGGGGGUGUUCAAAGCGACACUGUUGAGAUGUUUUCGGGGGAGGGGGGGAGGGAGUGAGGGAGUGGGUUUUUCCCCAUGGUCCUUUUAUUGGUUUCCUAAAAUAGUUAUGUUAGUAUAUUUUAAAAACCACUUCACAAGAAGCAGGGUGAGAUGUGGAGGCUUAGAGGCAAACCCAGCUGGGUGCCUGGUACCUGCAGCUCCACUGAUGUCAGCUUGCCAGUCUGACCCCCAUCUACAUCACUGGGAGUCAUGGGUGCUCAGCACCCAUGGGUGCCAGGCCAGGCCUUCAAAGGGAUCGAAUGCUGUUAGGUGCCUUGCUCCCCUCAUGUGUUUCGGACCCUUUGGAAAGCCCAGCCGUACAUGUUGUCCUGUACUGGCAAAUUCUGCAAAACCCGGUAGGGUUCUGUAGCAUGCAGUAAAGGAAAUAGGGUUGGUCCCCUUUUGGUUUGAUUUUCUCUCUGCUGCUCUUCUGUGCUUCUGUAAACAGCUGAUCUGCUUAAACCACUCCGCGAAUGGUCCUUUGAACAGAACUGUCAAGUCGCUCGGCCGAGUAGCUCCUCUCAAAAUCAGUCACUCGUGAAUAUAAAGUAGCAUUUAUAAAGGGUUAAUAAAUGAUGAAUAGAAGCCUGUUACGAACACGAGUAGCAUGAAUUAGAAGCACAUCAGUAGAAGGCAUAUGUAUGGUAAUGAACCCUGGUUAUAAGCAACCCAUUAGCCUCUCUAAUAACAAUGGAUUAGCCAUUUAUGAGAACAGCUGUUAAUCAUUUAUUAACCCUUUAUGAACUAUAAAUGGAACCUGAAUAGAACGUGUGAUGUAAAAACCUGGAUGGUAACAUAACAGCAUGUGGUUGUACCAUUUAAUGUGAGACGUUUGCUAUAAAAAUAACUAGCAAUGCAAAUAAAGGGGGUGCUGAGGUUUGCUUUUUCCCCCACCACUCUCCAUUUCUUGGGCUGUGGAAGAACUUGGCAAUGCAAUUUCUUCCCCUCCCAGUUCCAUCCUUUCACAGCUGGCAAGCGGGGACAUUUUCCAGUGUUUUGAAUGGAUCUCGACACUGCCUCUUGAUUUAACAGCAGCAUUAACCUCUGUGGCACCUUAUCUGACCACAACAUCCUUUUUUGUACAGGAGCUGCACGGAUGGUGUCACAGCAGCACCGGGGGAAGCAUUUGUUCAUUCGCUCCUGCUGCUGUGCAGGCAGCCAGAGGAACAUGAUGUUUUGCUUGUAGAUCCACAGAUAGUGACUACUGGCUUUUUUUUAAAUCAAUUUUUCAGCCGUGGAGUCAUGGAUUUAAAAAACCAAACACACGGGGCACUAAGAAUCCAGUGGCUUAUGUUCAAACGCAGCCCGACAGGACUCCUGGAUUCUGUUCUUGACGCUGCCGCUGAAUUGCAGUGCAGCCUCCCUGUGCCUCAGUUUCCCAUCGGUCAAAUGGGAGUCAUGAUAGUAAUCGAGCUGACAGGGCCAUUGUGAGGCUUAAUUGGCUGUGUGAGAUCCUCACAGACAUGGUGUGCAAAGGUUUAUUAUAGUCUGGUUAGAUUAUACCAAUGUAAAAGUGUUCGUUGUUGAGCCUAGACUACCUGCCAGAGCCCCUUUAAGGGGUUCAAAGUACUAAAAGGCCCAGGCUAAAGGAGAACGGUCGCUCUGGGCCAGGCCCUCUCUGACUGCAGGUCCCCUCACUCAGCACGAAGGCCCAGAUCCUCAUGAGCUGCCGUGAAGUGUCAGCAUAACACAUCUGGUAGCCUUGAGCUGUGUUACUAGUGACCCCCUGUACCUGGGAUUGUCUGUGAAAUCAGCAAAGGGUGAAUGUUUUGUAACGAUUUGUAAGGGAAUAAAUAUUGCUAUGCUCUUA
This is a messenger RNA of Malaclemys terrapin pileata, 6853 nucleotides long. RefSeq names its product ST6 N-acetylgalactosaminide alpha-2,6-sialyltransferase 6 (gene ST6GALNAC6). The transcript is spliced from 8 exons. Gene Ontology annotation, biological process: ganglioside biosynthetic process; oligosaccharide metabolic process. Lineage: Eukaryota; Metazoa; Chordata; Testudines; Emydidae. The coding region runs from base 502 to 1392 and encodes 296 amino acids. The record is from RefSeq and is a predicted model, not a curated record. Gene Ontology annotation, molecular function: alpha-N-acetylgalactosaminide alpha-2,6-sialyltransferase activity.